Pelodiscus sinensis (Chinese soft-shelled turtle) is the source of this 573-nucleotide messenger RNA. Lineage: Eukaryota; Metazoa; Chordata; Testudines; Trionychidae. The record is from RefSeq and is a predicted model, not a curated record.
AGAGAGGUGUAGUGGUCAGAGCAGAGUGGACUGGGAGCCAGGACUCCUGGCUUCCAUGGGAGUUUGCUGCAAGGUUAUUCUCUAUGUAACCCUGGUCUCUCUUGGCUCCUCAGAUUAUGUUGACGCCACCAGGGCUUUCCUGUUCCUCGCCAUGAUCGCUGGGGGGGUCUCCAGCAUUGCUGUCAUCACCUCGUUCUUCCGCUCCCACCUCGGCCCCGUGCCCCUCACCCUGGUCUCUGCUGUGGGCAGCUUCAGCGCAGGGCUCUGCGCCAUGAUCGCCAUGGCCGUGUUCACGGCAGAAAGUGCAGAGUAUAGGAAACAAUCCCAGCUCACUUUUGGCUGGUCCUUCGGCCUCGGCUGGGCCUCCUUCCCCCUCUUCCUCCUCACCGGUGCAGUGACCAUGUUCACCCCCAACACCCUCUCGAGCUGAGCCUGGGGGGCUGGAUGGAGCCAGCAGCAUCAUGAAGCCGAUUCUCUCAACAGUCCUGAGCAGGGGGCAGAGAGAGGGGGGAGCGUGCAGUCCUGGCCCCUCUCUACCCUUGGAACCCCCCACCUUCGGCUGCCCCCACCAGC